GAUCGAUGCGCCAGGAUUGUACGUGACACCAUCAGCUAUUCAUGCCGGAGGAAGAAUCGUGAGAUGCGUAUAGUAGCAGCAGCAGCAGCAGCGGCAGAAGAGCACGAGCUUUAUAUUCCGCUCCCUGUCGUGCAUAUAGAUCUGGUCCGGAGCACCGUCGACAUGCGAGGAAUCGCCACAAUCGCCCUCUUCGUGGCACUCGCCACCUUAUGUAGCUCGAACCUCAUGCCAGAUCAAGGCUUGAGCCUGCUACUGAAAGAUGCCCUCCACGACGACGAGUUCGCGAUAACGCUGAACCACGUGAAGGCGAAAAAGAAGGUCGGUGCCAACAUCGAGACCUUCUUCGCCGCCGAGUACGAGAACUCCAAGCACAAGUUCAUCCUCAUGUUGGAUAGACGAGCCAAGAGAGUGAUUCUCGAGACGACCGUGGACAAUCAGAAGCAUCGCGAACACAUAAUAGCCGACAGUCUGGACAUAAGCGAGCCGUUCAAGAGUCUGAUACUGGUGGUGGAUCAGAAAGAGCCCAACGCCAAGCUCGAGGUCUUCGUCGAUUGUCAGCACCAGGGCCAGAUUCCGCUUCAGAGGACGCUGCGCCAGCUGGCCUCGAGGGCCGCCGAUUUGCCCCUCGAAGUGCUACGUGAGCGUCGCUACAAAACGAGGAUCUACCGAGGCGGAGAUAUCGAGGGGGCAUUACUUCGAGAAAAUUGCAGUCGCACGACGCUGCGCGACAUCGACGAGAUACUCCACCAAGAUGGUUAUCGUCAUCACAGCGGCGGACAACAACACGAUCACGAGUACGGAGCCAACAUGACGACAACUGCACUGCUGGACGAUCAGACGACGAGGGUUCGUCGGCGGGGUGACAUUCCCGGCGAGUUUCCGCCGCUCAUCGAUAUUAAUGGAUGCCUCAGCGACGAAGUGAUGGCGAAAACUCUGAAUCUGCUGAUAGACGCUAUCAAAAAGAUGUGGACCAAAUUGGAUCUGAACCUCGGCGAGACGAAGCGUAUUCGCGAACUGCUGGAGAACUGCGCAGCUUGUCACGAGAAACCGACGCCUCCACCGCCGCCACCGCGAAGCUGCAGCUACAUGUCGCCCUGCUUCCCCGGAGCGGACUGCCGAGACACCCCCGCCGGACCUCAGUGUCUGCGCUGCCCGAGCGGCUACCAGGGUGACGGCCGCAACUGCCGACGACUGCCCAGCUGCAAGGACCAUCCGUGCUUCGACGGCGUCGAGUGCAUGGACACCGCCACUGGAUUCGUUUGCGGCUCGUGCCCGCGCGGCUACACCGGCAACGGCCAGCACUGCGAGCGCAUCAACGGCUGCCAGCCGAAUCCGUGCUUCCCCCAGGUGGCCUGCACCCCGAUGACGGUGCCGCCGUUCUAUCGCUGCGGCGGCUGUCCCCUCGGCUACCACGGCAACGGCCUCAAUUGCCAACGCGAGGACGAGUGCGACCUGGCCAAGCCGUGCUGGCAGGGCGUCAGAUGCUACAAAUUUGAUCACGGAUACAGAUGCGACUCCUGUCCUGAGGGCAUGACGGGCAACGUGUCGGAGGGCCGUGGCAUCGAGUACGCGCGCACCCAUCGCCAGUACUGCUACAGAAUUGACCCGUGCAGCGACAACAACGGAGGAUGCGUCGAAAACUCGGAUUGCUACAACUCCGAGUGUAACGUAGGUUGGGCGGGCGACGGCCAGACCUGCGGCAUCGACUCCGACAGCGACGGCUAUCCCGACGAGGCGCUCAACUGCCAGGACCAGCACUGCCGGGCCGACAACUGCCCGAAGACGCCCAACAGCGGCCAGGAGGACGCCGACGGGGAUGGCCUCGGCAACGCCUGCGACGACGACGCCGAUAACGACAACGUGCUCAAUCUGUCGGACAAUUGUCCGCUGAUUGCCAACAGCGAUCAGGCCGACAGCGAUCACGAGGGGCCCGACGACAUCGGCGACGUCUGCGACAAUUGCCCGUACGUGAAGAAUACGAAUCAGCACGACACGGACGGCGACGGUAUCGGUGACGCCUGCGACGACGACAUCGAUAACGACGGUAUUCUAAACAUGAACGACAACUGCCCGAAAGUCUUCAACGACGACCAGAUGGACUUCGAUCACGACGGCAUCGGCGACGUGUGCGACAACUGUCCGCGAAUCUCGAACGCCGAUCAGCGCGACGAGGACGGCGACAAGGUCGGCGACGUCUGCGACAAUAACAGCGAUCGCGACAAGGACGGCAUACAGGACGACAUCGACAACUGCAUCGACGUGCCGAAUCCUGGACAGACGGACUCGGAUCAGGACGGCCUCGGCGACGAGUGCGACGCCGACAUCGACAACGAUCGCGUGCCCAACGAAAACGACAACUGCCUCUACGUGUACAAUCCAGAUCAGCUGGAUGUUAAUGGCGAUGGAAUCGGUGACGCCUGCUUCAACGACAACGAUAACGACCAGGUUGAAAAUCUCAUCGACAUUUGCCCGAACAACAGCCGCGUCUGGGCCACGGACUUCCGCAAGUAUGACACCAUAGCCCUGGACCCGCACGGCGCCACCCAAGAGGAUCCCAUAUGGGAGAUCCAUCACAACGGCUCGGAGAUCUAUCAAACACUGAAUAGCGACCCUGGCAUCGCCGUAGGCUUCGACAGCUUCAGCGGUGUCGACUUCGAGGGUACCUUCUUCGUCAACACGGACAUCGACGACGACUACGUCGGCUUCGUCUUCUCCUACCAGAACACCCGUCAAUUCUACACAGUGAUGUGGAAGAAAGUACUUCAAACUUAUUGGGAGCCCAUGCCUUUCCGCGCCAUCGCCGAAACUGGCAUACAGCUCAAACUCGUCGACUCUAAAACCGGACCGGGCGAGCAUCUGCGCAACGCCCUAUGGCACACGGGCAACACUCGCGAGCAGGUCAAAUUGCUUUGGAAAGAUCCACGUAAGGUCGGCUGGAAGCAGUACACGCCCUACAGGUGGCGACUCAUUCACCGGCCAAGAAUCGGUCUGAUUCGACUCUGGAUCUACGAGGGCCAGCGGCUCAUCGCCGACUCGGGCAACAAUUUCGACUCGACCUUGAAGGGUGGCCGACUCGGUGUCUUUGCCUUCUCCCAGCAGAUGGUGCUCUGGUCCAAUCUAAGAUACACGUGCAAAGAGACCGUGCCCUUCGAAGUGUACCGUACUCUGCCGCCCAACAUCCAAUCUCAGGUCCACACCGACUAUAAUCGUCCGUGAAAAGCUCGGCUCGCAAGCUCUGCAGUAGCAAGGGCCGCAGGCUGAAUUAUUACGCACCGCCGCAGUACUCAGUACCCGCACCACACCACUACCACCACGCACGGCGUCACACACACACACACACACACACACACCGUUAUAUUUGUCUGUCUAAAUAAUAAUGGUAGUACGUCGUUAUUAUUUUUAUUUUUAAUUUUUUUUAUUUUACUUUAAAUUAUCAUUAUUAUCGUAACGCACGCUCGGCGAGAGCAUGUUUUUUUUUGUAUUAUGUAAAGACAGAGAGCGUGGCAGCGUUUUUUUAAUUAAGUUUAUUUCACCUUCUUUCUUUUUGUAUUUAUAAUUUGAAAUUAUUUAAUUUCUCCAUUUAAAUAUAUAUUCAUAUAUAUUAUGUAUGUCUAAUAUAUAUCACGUGGAAUGAUACAUAAAUAGAUCUCCAGCGACGGAUCGUCGUUGUCAGUUGUGUAUGUCAACCUCUUUUAAAUUUGCAUUUUUCCCUUUUUAAUUUUCAUGACUGUAGCCAUAUUAUUAUUAUUGUUAUUAUUGUAAUUAUAAUUAUUAUCAUUAAAUAAUAAUAGCAUCUUUUUGUCGCUCACAUACCAACUUUCGAUAGACGGACACACAUACAUGAUUUUUCGUGUAAAUAUAGAGAAUCAAAUACCCUAUUUUUUCUGCAUCGGAGAAAAAAGCUCAUUAUCUCUGGGAAAAUAUGAGCUUGAAAAAGAGAAUAAUAAUAAGAAUAAUAAUAAUAUGUGACUAAACGAUGACAAGUGUGAAUUAAUCUUAUCUUAAUUGUAAUAAUUUUUUUAUCGUGUGUUUUCGAAAAUGUAUAGUGUUUAAAAAUGUCACGACUGUGUGUAUAUUUAAAUUGAUUAUUAUCAUAAUUAUUUAUGCACAUCGUGGAGGGGAAAUAGCUGUAUAUUAAGUGUGAAGACUAGCCAUAAUAAAUGUAAUAAUCGUGUCGAUGCAUAAUACGAUUUUUUUUCAUUAUAUUUUUUCUCCGAUUUUCUGACUUACGAAUGAGUUUUAUUAUUGAUUUAGAAAUUUUCUGAUUUGAUAAAAUUUUUGUAAAUUUAUGAAAGAGGAAGAAUAUUGUGAAAAAUCGAUUAUUGAUAUGACUGCAUCGUUAAUAGAGUUUUUUGUAAAAUAAUAAUAAACGUAGUGUGUAUUCUUCAGAGAUUAAGACAAAAAAAUAAAGAAAGAGAUUCACAAUAAAUUUUACAACGAAUGAACGAUGGAGUAUCGAAUGCAUCUUUAUCUAAAGUUACCACCCCGUUAAUUUUUAUUUCGAUUAUGAAAAUGUGUCAAUAAAAAUUAUAAAAAGAAAUCUAAGAGAUCGUAAUACCUAUGCGAUCGUCAUUAUGCGUUUAUGUAAACGAUAUACGCGGUGACUUUUAUUAUUAUUGUUAUCAUUAUUAUAAUGUCAUUAUUUUGUAUCGGUAUUCAAAGUUUGCAAGUUGUUUUUUUUUCUUUAACAAUACCAAAUAUACAAUAAUAACAAUACAUGGUACAAUUAUUUAAUUUUAUACGACUUUUUCAUUUUGUCUCGAAUCUUAUUUCAUAAAUGUAUGUAUUUGAUCCUCGCAUCGCAGGCUGCAAUUCAUAUACCUAUUACUUUUUUUCUCCAAAUUUAUGUUUAAUAAUAAAAGUCGUAUAACUGGCUACGCAUUUUACAAUAGAAUCGCAGUUAUUCGAAAUUGACGCAGACAGUCUUGGGUGCAACAAAGUCACCUAUGUAUAUUCUCGUUUCAAAUGCAAUUCACUGCACACGAGAUCGACAAAAAUCGGUCAACUUUAUUAUUCCGUUGGAACAUUUUUUCUUCGUCGUGUCAUACAUUUUGCUCGUUUUAUCGUUUUUCUGUUUGUUCAUUCGCACGUAUCGAUGGAGUCGCAAUGACAACAAUCGAGUGCUCGUGUUAAGAUAUUAUGUUGUAUAUCGUAAGUGAUAAAAUUGUUACAACAUUGACUUUUUCGCUGAAGCAUUUUUGCAGAAAAUACCGUUAGUAUUCAUUAAAUUCCGGACGUUAAUUGAGCACAUGUUUCGAGAGAUCGAUAAAUAUCAUUGUAAAUUUGAUUUUGUCAGUUUGUGGCGCUUUCAUAAUUACAUAUCAUUAAUCACGAAGAUGGCUGGAGGGAUAACGAAUGAAUGCCCUUGUCUUGAACGGUUUUUUUUAAAAAUACUUUUUUUUUGCCUCACCGUUUUCUUGAUAUCUUUUAACAAUAAAUGCGACACCGCUUUUAUUACACAUACGAACACAUAUCCACCGAUCGUACAAUUAUGUUUUUACUUGCGGCUCGGUCUUCACCCCGCAUAAUUAUUACAUCAACUUGUGCGAUGAAUAUAAUUAUAAUUAUUAUUGUUUGUUAUUAUUUCAUAAUUAAUUUUUAUCUGUACUCUUAGAAUCUUUAUAAAUAUUCGCUACCGAAAAAAAUGAUGCAUAAAUUAAGUUAUUUGUUCUGCGAUCAUAUUAACUAUAUACAUUUAAAAGGAAAUAAUUUAGUAAUACACUUGUACGAUUUGUUGAAUGUAUAAUUUUUUUACGAGGAUUAAAACAUUACAGGAUUUCUUGUACUGAAAUUUCAGAUUCGAAUGCGAAUAACAUGAGUUCGUACGAUUAUUAUCGGCACGCUCUCUAUAUUUUCUUCUACAUAUAUAUAUUUUUUAAAUGUCUAAGACGAACCAGCCGCCUUUGCUACUUUAUACAUAAUAAAUAUAAUUCAGUAAUGAGACCCUUGACGAGAGCGCGUGGCAGUGUUCACACUUAUAAAUCGCGAUAAAUAUAUAUUUUAUUUAUGAAUUAUAUCUUUUUUUUGUUUCAAAGGGCAGUUUAUUAUAAAUUUCAUCA
Trichogramma pretiosum is the source of this 6059-nucleotide messenger RNA. It is a transcript of the gene Tsp, whose product is annotated as cartilage oligomeric matrix protein. The record is from RefSeq and is a predicted model, not a curated record. Gene Ontology annotation, cellular component: extracellular region. The transcript is spliced from 14 exons. Gene Ontology annotation, molecular function: calcium ion binding. Bases 64 to 3216 code for a protein of 1050 amino acids. Gene Ontology annotation, biological process: cell adhesion. NCBI's taxonomy places the organism in Eukaryota, Metazoa, Arthropoda, Insecta, Hymenoptera, Trichogrammatidae.